CAUCCGCGUCCACGCGGGUCUGCUCGGCCGCCUAUCCGACGUGCACCUUCUUCUGCACUCCUCGGGUACUGGGGAUCACGCUCAUCACCUCGGACGCGAGGGCGGGGCGAGUCGCCGGUGCUCAGUCACUGUUCGACGGAAUGCCUGCAAGGAAUGUUGUGCGCCCUGGUGAAUGGGUUUUCGAUAUUACAGUCGUUAAGCCAUCUGCAUUUGUGGAAUAUGGAUUGGGUUGUUUGGAGCAACUUGCUGAUUAUGGGGAUCAUAGUGCAAGAUCAGUUCGCAAUAACCUGAGAGUCAUGGUAGCAGGAGGUGAUGGUACAGUAGGUUGGGUGCUGGGAUGCUUAGGAGAACUAUAUGUGCAGAACCGGGGACCGGUUCCUCCAGUUGCUGUCAUACCCCUUGGAACAGGAAAUGAUCUUUCCAGGAGUUUUGGUUGGGGUGCUUCAUUUCCUUUCUCAUGGAAAGCAGCUGCUAAACGAUCUCUCUACAAGGCUAUUUUGGGCACAGUUUCAUGUUUAGACAGUUGGCACAUCGUUGUUUCUAUGCCAGAAGAAGGAGAAGAACAAGAACUGGAUCUUCCCCACUCCCUUAGGCACCUCGGAGAGUGUACAUUUUAUGAUGAUGGCACUGCUGAGGGAGAGUUGGCUGAGACAGUUUGUUGCUUUGACGACGUCUUCUACAAUUACUUCAGCAUAGGGAUGGAUGCUCAAGUGGCUUACGGAUUUCACCAACUACGUGAUGAAAAGCCAUUCCUUGCCAGUGGUCCUUUAUCUAAUAAGUUAAUUUACGCAGGAUACACCUGCAAGCAAGGGUGGUUCUUUACACAGUGUAUUAGUGACCCGGAACUACGGGGACUGACAAACAUUAUCCGUUUAUCAAUAAAGAAGAUGGACAGUUCUGAGUGGGAGCACAUCCCUGUACCAUCAAGUGUAAGGGCUAUUGUUGCGUUAAACCUUCACAACUAUGCAAGUGGAAGGAACCCAUGGGGAAAUUUGAAGCCUGAAUACUUGGAAAAGAAAGGAUUUGUCGAAGCCCAAUCAGAUGAUGGCCUUCUUGAAAUAUUUGGGUUGAAGCAAGGGUGGCAUGCAUCCCUUGUGAUGGUUGAACUUAUAUCUGCCAAACACAUAGCACAUGCAGCAGCAAUCCGGUUAGAGAUCAAAGGUGGCCAAUGGAGGGAUGCAUAUAUGCAAAUGGAUGGGGAGCCAUGGAAGCAACCACUGAGCACCGAGUAUUCGACAUUCGUUGAUAUCAAGAGGGUACCUUACCCAUCAAUGAUCAUCAGCGGUGCAGAUCGCUAAUGAGAGCCGACGAUUUUAUGUGCUCGCCCAGCUGGACCUGCAAAGAGCAGUUUUCAGCUUCCAGCCCGGAAGCUCGAUGAAUUACAAGCUCAAUCCUGAUCAUCCUCGUGCAAAGCCGUAACAAUAUAUGAAGCUGUGGAUACAUAGAAUUUGUAUAGCAACGACAGAAUGUAGCCAUGCCACUGCUUUGAUCUGAGUUAUGAACUUAAUAUCAUGUGUACAGGAUGAAGUUGCUCUUGCAAAUUGUUCAGUAAUUCGAGGGUGAUACUGACAAUUUUGUUGUAAAAGUGAAGCUUAAGACAAACUAAUUUUUUUGCCAAGUACUCC
Messenger RNA from Triticum dicoccoides, 1625 nucleotides. Its product is annotated as diacylglycerol kinase 4-like. Gene Ontology annotation, cellular component: membrane. Gene Ontology annotation, biological process: phospholipase C-activating G protein-coupled receptor signaling pathway. The transcript is spliced from 12 exons. NCBI's taxonomy places the organism in Eukaryota, Viridiplantae, Streptophyta, Magnoliopsida, Poales, Poaceae. Bases 141 to 1298 code for a protein of 385 amino acids. The record is from RefSeq and is a predicted model, not a curated record. Gene Ontology annotation, molecular function: ATP-dependent diacylglycerol kinase activity.